Molecule: messenger RNA, 3928 nt
Organism: Meira miltonrushii
Lineage: Eukaryota; Fungi; Basidiomycota; Exobasidiomycetes; Exobasidiales; Brachybasidiaceae
Product: ARM repeat-containing protein
Exons: 1
Coding region: 213-3602 (1129 amino acids)
Biological process (GO): tRNA re-export from nucleus
Cellular component (GO): cytoplasm; nuclear matrix; nuclear pore
Molecular function (GO): small GTPase binding; tRNA binding
Source: RefSeq, a predicted model, not a curated record
UAGGAAGUUUGGAGAUGGCUGUCUGUUUGGCAACAGAUUACAACCAUCAUCAAAUACACUCAAACAAUCUCUCCAAACUUUACUCUUUUCUCCAAUGGCACACGCAUAAUCUCUAAUCACAAUCAAAAGGCAGGAAAUUCGCGGGGGGUGAAAGCAAAAGCAGAGCAAGUAAGUGAUUGAACUUUCACCUUCAUUACCAUCACAUGUCAAAGAUGGAAGAGCAAUUAUUACAAGCUGUGCAAAUUGCAUCUUCACCCGCUGGUCAAAAUCCAAAUAUCGUUCAAGAUGCAUUGUCAUUCCUUGAACAGGUAAAGCUUAACUCACAAGAAGUUUGGUCACCAUGUUGGAAUAUAUUUGCAGCUCGUUCAGAGGAAACACAAAGGCCACUUCAUUCACAUCAACAAAGAAUUUUCGCUUUAACUUUGGUGACUGAUUAUUUGGAAAACAAGAUCACCACCGGAAGUGAUCCUUCUCAAGCUGUUGCUUUUCUCCAAGCCGCAGCGUUGAAACACUUUGAUGAAGAAUACAUCGGUGGCACAGGUGAAGAUGGAACAGCUUACGUCAAAAACAAAUUUGCUCAAUUUUUGUCUUGUCUUUUGGUGCAAACGUAUGGUCUGCCGCCUCCUUUCACUUUGCUGCCUGAUCUUGUCGGACGAAUGCGCACGCAUAAUGCAUCCUCCUCUUCAGCUUUGAAUCCAACAUCGACAGAUAUGGUACUUCGAUUAUUGCAUGAAAUCAGCGUUAAUUUGGGCUCAGAUGCCACUUUGCGUGCCGUACGAUCAAGAGAGCGUGUUGCUCGUGAUACUGCGAUUCGAGAUGAAAUUCGUAAUUCACAAGCAACAGGGAUCGCCGAUGCUGUCUGGAAAGUGAUCGAGGAAAGCUUUGCCAAAACACAAGAACUUGCAUCUGCACCUGCUUCCUCGACUGACGGACAAGGAUGGAGCAUGAUGAAAGCAGUCGAAAUUACGUGUGGUGCAUGUGAAGUGAUUGGCGAUUAUGCUUCAUGGAUCGAUAUUGGCUUGGUAGUUACGCCUGAUACUGUCGAUUUACUCUGUCGCCUAUUACAAGAUAACAAUCCAAGCAUUCGUUCAGCAGCAUCAGACGCACUGAACGGGAUCGUAUCAAAAGGUAUGAAAUCGCCCGAUAAGAUGACUUUGUUGCGCAUUUUGAAUCUGACGACCAUGGUGGGUGAUUUGGAACGCAAAACACGCAAGCCAGAAGGUGUAAACGAACUGCCUGACGAAGAGGUCAUCUUUCGCGAGCAUUUGGCUAAACUGACAAAUGCAGUUGCGAUUGAGAUUGCAAAAGUUGUCGAAGAUGGUUCUGCACCUUCGGAUAUGAGAUCUGAAGCUGAUGGAAUGCUUUUGAGCCAUAUGCAUCUUGUGUUGGAUUUCUUGACAGAUGAAUAUGACGAAAUGGCAGAUCACGUUUUGCCAUGCAUUGGUGUCGUUUUGACAAUCUACAAAAGAUUACAAAGACAAAGCAGCAUUGCACAAGCACAGGCAACUGGUUUGCCAGCCACGCAAGGCGCCCUGACCGCGGAAAAGUCGAACUUAUUAUCAAGGCUGAUGGGUAUUAUCUUGAUCAAGAUGAAGUUCGAUGAAGAUUCGGAAUGGAAAGGCACGCAUGACGAAGAAGAAGACGAGGAUGAUGACGAUGAAACAGCAAAAUUCAUUCAAUUACGAAAACAGUUACAGCAACAUGCCGCUUCCAUUGCUGGCAUUGAUGAAAACUUGUUCAGCACGCCAACGAUCAACCUCAUUUAUGAGACCUUGAAUGCAUGUGAUGCAUUCUUGAACAAUACAGGGCCAGAAGUAUCUUGGCAGCGGGCCGAGCUGGCAUUAUUUGCAGUCUACUUUGUCGGCGAGAUUCUCACCACCAGUAAUGCCCAACCCAAAGCGGCUGUUGGGCCAAUGUCGUUUGUCAGCUUACCGGCCAACACUCCCAAAUCGGUGCGUAACAAACCACCAGAAGGAUUCUUGCUCUCCCUCACUUUGAAUCAGUUGGGUGAAGUGAUUCAACGUUUUUACGAGUCAAAGAUUUCUGCAUAUCGACACUCAGCCGUGCAAAUGCAAUACUUCGAUUGUUCAGUUCGUUAUGCUGCCUUCUUCUCUGUACGUCCAGAAAUGUUGGCAGAUGCUUUGACGCCUUUCCUUGAUUGGCGUGGAAUCCACAACGAGAGCAAAAGUGUACGCUGUCGAACGGAUUAUCUUUUCCUUCGAUUCAUCAAAGAGACUCGUGAACAUAUUCAAUCGAGCUAUGUGCAAGGAAUUUUGGAAAGUAUGAGAAGUGUGUUGGUCGUAUCGGCAAAGAUUGUGCCCGUAGGACAAGGAGAAGAUCCGUUUGAAGAAGCAUUGAAAAAGUCGGCCGUAUUUGAUCGUCAGUUGGAUCUGUUUGAGGCUUGCGGAGUUUUAUUGCAACUGUUGCGUCAAACACCAGACACUCAAAUGAUGAUGUUGAAAGCUUUGAUCGAUCCUCUUUCAGACCAAUUCCGUCAAGCUGUUGAAGCAAGAUUGGCAGACGAGAACAAUUUGCAGGCGAUCUUGCAAAUUCAUCAUCUCUUCUUUGCAUUGGCAAAUCUAGCAAAAGGAUUUCCAGACAUUUCGCCAUCUAGCUCGGCACAAACGUUACCGUGGAUGGAGUUGUUCAAAGGGAUUAUCGAACAAAUGCUCACAACCUUACAAACAGGCGCCUUGAGCAGCUUCAAGGUGAUUCGAGAUGCAGCUCGAGGGGCAUUUAGUCGAAUGGUCUCAACCACUGGCUUCAUCGCAUUGCCAUACGUUCCAUCACUUUUGCAAAUCUUAUUGCCACGAUUGAGUGAGAACGAGCUGCUUGACUUUUACAGCUUUUUGGGUCUGAUCACCGCAAAGUACAAGACUGACUUGGCUUCAGUUAUGGACGAGAUGUUGGGCUCGCUUCUGGACCGCACUUUCUACUUCUUGAAUCAAGAUGUAAGUGGAACAGAUGACAUUGUCACGCGUGAACAGUUGAUUAGAGGAUAUGUGACAUUCUUGUCCACUUUGAUCGGUGCGGGUUUGGAUGAGGUUUUACGUUCAGACCAUAAUCAAAGCAAGCUUGAAACCGUUUUGCAAUCAUUGGUCUUCUAUGCAACAAACAGUCCACCUGCUACGGUUCGCAUUAUUGCCAAUAUAAUGACCCGCUUGGUGACAUUAUGGUUGGAGAAGAUCACAUCGAGCGGUCCAGGAGACUCUCCAACUUUACCCACCGCAAAUGGAAACGGAAAUGCUGCCAAUGCUCAAAUUGCAACGCCUCGUUUACCUUUGCCUGGAUUUGAGCAGUUUGUUUACAGCACUUUUGUCGGUUUGAUCUUUGAGAUUCCAAGCAAACCUUCUUUUGAUUUCAACGAUGCACAAAGUCAAAUCGCAUUAACGGAAUUAUGCAGUUUGGCAAAGGCAAUAUAUCAAAAACGAGGUCAAGAAUUCGUUGAUAUGCUCUUGACGGCAUAUUUCCCUUCCAUCAAUUGUCCUUCCGAAUUGGCAAAUGAGUUUGUCUUGGCAUUGCAAAAGCAAGAAACAAAAGUGUUUAAGAAAAGUUUGGAGACUUUCAUCCUUCGUUCUCGCUCUUCGACAAAUGUGGUAUAAGCAACAUAUCUUCGCAAUAGCAUCGUAAAACAAGUUCUCGAUCGCAAGCAUCAUUUGACUUUUGGCAUCGGGCUUCUUCAAAAUUGUACAUCAGGCUUCGGGCAGGAUAAGGAGUAACCCAGAACCGCUAAUCAAAAGCAAUGAAAAAGUAUCCCCCCAUCAAUGAUUCCCGUCGUCAUAAAGACGACAAAGGCAUGUUCAUUCACCCCUAUCAUAGAAUCCAACAAACAUGUGUAUUAUCACUUUCAAGGCGGUCCGUUUUGUUGUCUAAAGCAAUGGACGAGAAUAUCCGCGCCUAUCAAUGUCAUCAAUAUGAAUUACUCUGU